AUGUUUUCUGAGUUUCUGAGCAUCGCCAGAGAGCAAGAAGCAGCACAAAGUGGACAAAUUUGUGAAGUGAAGCAGCAAGCUUUGUCCGCCAAUGAAAAACUUUCGGAAAGCAAUGGAAAAAUUACCAGGCUUGAAAAGGAAAAGGCUGAACUGGAAAUGAAAGCCAAAGAAGUCAAGGGGAAAGUAAUGAUGCUUGAGGAAGAUGUUUCUAACAAUUUGGCAAAAUUGAAGGAACUGUCCAACGAAGUGGCAGAAUGGAGAACAAGAGCUGAAGAAUCUGGGGAUAGAUGUCUUUCAAUAACAAAGAUGCUUUUAGAGACGGAGCAACAAGAGAAACUAAUCAUGCUACAGCUAUCCGAGAAAGAACACAGAGCUGAAAAGCUGCAGCAAGCGACAGUUCUUCUAGAGAAUGAGGUCGAAAGCACCAAACAACAGCUCAGGGCGACUCAGCAGAGCCUUAAAGAGGCAGGCGAUAACUACAAAGAAGCAUCCUCAAAUUUGAUGGAAAUGACUUCAGAAAUGAGCUGUUGGAAGAAACAAGCUGAAGACUUAGAGUCGAAGCUAUCGGUCAUGGAAGGAAACAAUAAAACGCUUGAAGAAGAGAAGAACAAAUUGCUAAAGACAAUGAUUGUAGAGUAUCAAAAACAUCUGGAUUAUAGUCUUGCAAUGAAAUCAGAUAUUGCCUCAUUGAAGUCGAAGAAAAAAGAGCAGAGAGAUAAAAUCAAUGAGCUUGAGAGUGAAAACCAGAUGCUCAUACAACAACUGAAUGAGUCGAACCAAGAAGGAGAGAAGGAAAAGAAUUCAAAGUUUUUGCUUGAAGAAGAGCUACGUGUGGUGCGUGAUGAGAAUAACGAGCUAAAUGACGUCAUCCAUCAACUUAACCAGAGUCUUCAUAAAGCGAAGACCAGGCGAUGGUGGAAGAAACUUGUGUCUUGUACAUGA
Molecule: messenger RNA, 942 nt
Organism: Rhopilema esculentum
Lineage: Eukaryota; Metazoa; Cnidaria; Scyphozoa; Rhizostomeae; Rhizostomatidae
Source: RefSeq, a predicted model, not a curated record